AUGAAGUCUCUGAAGCCCGCCAAACAGCGCUUCAUCACAGAACACACCGUUGGCAUGUGCGGUGUCGGCAAGUUCCGUAAACGUUUGGGUCUCGACUCCGAGAACCGAUGCCCCUUGUGCGGACUGGAAGAAGACCACCUACACGUCCCCCGCUGCCCUUCGGACCGGGCCAAGACCCAAUGGCAGUUCUUACUCCAAGAACUCCAAGAAUGGUUCCAGUCCACCACCACUGCUACACCCAUUGCCCAAUUCCUCGGGGCCCUUCUUCGCACCAUCCGCAAUCCUAGCAACCAGCCUCAACCAGAGACUCCGUGGUACCGCCUACAAGGAAUGUCUUCUUCCGCCCUCACCCAAGUCUGUGAGGCUCAACUCCGCCUUGGCCCCCAAUGUCUCCUCGAAGGCCUUCUUGUCCACGGCUGGGCGGACCUCCAGCAACAAUUCUACCACUCUCGCGGUAGUCGCCGAUCCGGUAACCUGUGGGCUGCCAAUCUAUCUUGA
Messenger RNA from Cylindrotheca closterium, 498 nucleotides. Lineage: Eukaryota; Bacillariophyta; Bacillariophyceae; Bacillariales; Bacillariaceae. The record is from the annotation of a GenBank genome assembly.